Messenger RNA from Impatiens glandulifera, 927 nucleotides. Its product is annotated as transmembrane emp24 domain-containing protein p24beta3-like. The record is from RefSeq and is a predicted model, not a curated record. Gene Ontology annotation, biological process: endoplasmic reticulum to Golgi vesicle-mediated transport; Golgi organization; intracellular protein transport. Gene Ontology annotation, cellular component: endoplasmic reticulum; COPII-coated ER to Golgi transport vesicle; endoplasmic reticulum-Golgi intermediate compartment. Bases 76 to 723 code for a protein of 215 amino acids. The transcript is spliced from 4 exons. NCBI's taxonomy places the organism in Eukaryota, Viridiplantae, Streptophyta, Magnoliopsida, Ericales, Balsaminaceae.
CAUUUUGAUCGGAGUCUACAAGGUAUAACCGGAGAGAACAUAAUACACUUGUGGUGGGUUUUUUUGAAAACCAAUAUGGAGAGAAAAGAAAGGAGUUCGUCGAAGAUCUGCUAUCUGAUUGGGUUGUUCUUGAUGAGUUUUGUUGCUAAAAUCUCAGCCCUUUCAGUAACAGUCAACCAAGUUGAGUGCGUUUAUGAAUACGUUAUCUAUGAAGGAGAUUCUGUAUCAGGAAACUUCGUAGUUGUCGAUCAUGAUAUCUUCUGGGGUUCUGAUCAUCCGGGUAUUGAUUUCACUGUUACAACUCCUGCUGGUAAUGUUGUUCAUACAUUGAAAGGAACAUCUGGGGAUAAGUUUGAGUUUAAAGCUCCAAGAAGUGGGAUGUACAAGUUUUGUUUUCAUAAUCCAUAUUCGACUCCAGAGACAGUGUCCUUCCACAUUCAUGUUGGCCAUAUACCGAACGAACAUAACCUUGCCAAAGAUGAGCACUUGGACCCUAUCAAUGUCAAAAUUGCUGAGCUAAGGGAAGCAUUGGAAUCUGUUACAGCGGAGCAGAAGUAUCUAAAAGCUCGUGAUACUCGCCAUCGUCACACGAAUGAAAGCACAAGGAAGCGUGUUUUAAUGUAUACAUUUGGUGAAUACAUAAUGUUAGCCGGUGCAAGUGCACUCCAGGGAAUGUACAUAAGGCAUCUAUUCAGUAAAUCGGUAGCAUACAACAGAGUUUGAUUUCUUGAUGAUGAGGCAUCUAUCUAUCUAUUCAGUUCUUAUAACAUUUGUAAAAUCAUGUUUUUCUUUCUUCUUUUCGGUAGUGUUAUCCCUUUUGUAUUUUAUGUGAUGAUGGUUUAUGUCUAACUUGUUUUAUUUAUGGCCCGAAAAUACCCACAUUUUCAAUCAAAGGAUUUUGGCAUAUAUUGUUCUUCCACUUACUCU